UGGGAGGGACACAAACCUGCUCCUUUGCUUCACAGGCAAAGCGAAGCUUCUUCAUUAACAGUAGAAAGAGGAGGUGCUCAUGCUGCCAAGACCAGGCGGCCCUCCAAUGGGGGUUCGUCUUUUCCCCAUUGCGGUUGCGGCAUGGCUUGUGGCCGUUUCUACUUCUUCUCUGGUUUCUGCCGACCCCUACAUUUAUGCUUCUCCUCCUCCACCUUACGAGUACAAGUCGCCGCCUCCCCCGCCUGUUGAGAGCGAGCCACCUUACCUCUACAAGUCUCCACCUCCACCUUCUCCUUCACCACCACCGCCUUACGUCUACAAUUCACCUCCUCCACCGCCUGUUAAGAAGGAACCACCUUACAUUUACAAUUCACCGCCACCCCCAUCACCUUCUCCUCCUCCUCCAUAUGAGUACAAAUCACCACCACCCCCAUCCCCUUCUCCUCCUCCUCCAUAUGAGUACAAGUCACCGCCACCCCCAUCUCCUUCUCCUCCUCCUCCAUAUGAGUACAAAUCACCACCACCCCCAUCACCUUCUCCUCCUCCUCCAUAUGAGUACAAAUCACCACCACCCCCUGUUAAGACAGAACCGCCUUACCUCUACAAAUCUCCGCCUCCACCAUCUCCCUCACCACCACCUCCAUAUUACUACAAGUCGCCUCCUCCACCACCUCCAUAUUACUACAAGUCACCUCCUCCACCAUCUCCCUCUCCACCACCUCCAUAUUACUACAAGUCACCACCUCCACCACCUCCUUACUACUACAAAUCACCACCACCGCCACCAGUGAAGACGGAGCCACCUUACUACUACAAAUCUCCUCCACCACCGUCUCCCUCUCCACCUCCACCAUACUACUACAAAUCCCCACCUCCACCAUCUCCCUCUCCUCCACCUCCUUACUACUACAAGUCUCCCCCACCACCCCCAGUAAAGACAGAACCACCAUACUACUACAAGUCGCCACCACCACCAGUGAAGGCGCCGCCUGCUCCAUACUACUACAAGUCGCCACCACCACCAGUGAAGGCGCCGCCCGCUCCAUACUACUACAAGUCGCCACCACCACCGUCGUAUCCUCACUAUCGCUAUCCGUUGCUAGUGGUUGUUGGAAAAGUGUAUUGCUAUAGGUGCUACGAUUGGCGAUACCCCAACAAAUCUCACGACAAGAAACAUCUCAAGGGUGCCAUAGUGGAGGUUAGCUGUGAUGCUGAUGGAAAGAAGGUGAUGGUGUAUGGAGUCACAAAGAAUAAUGGCAAAUUCAGGGUAAAUGUUGAAGGAUUUGAUUAUGAGAAAUGGGGAGGUGCAAAGGCUUGCAAGGCCAAGCUUUACAAGGCCCCUAAAGGUUCCCUUUGCUCCAUCCCCACUGAUCUCCACGAUGGAAAGAAGGGAGCAUCUCUCAAAGUGAAAUCAAAGUCUCAUGAGGAGAUAGUGCUCAAGGCAAAGCCAUUUGCUUAUGCGCCCAAGACCCCCUACCACGAGUGCUACAAACCCAAGCCCAAGCCCAUUUACCACUACCCCUCUCCUCCCCCUCCAACCCCCACUUACUACUACAAGUCCCCACCACCUCCACUCACCCACGUAUUAUUACAAGUCACCGCCACCUCCAUCUCCCACUUAUUAUUACAAAUCACCACCACCUCCAACACCCGUUUACUCUUACAAAUCCCCACCCCCUCCAACACCCAAGUACUACUACAAAUCCCCUCCUCCCCCACCUGCUGAACCCAAGUACUACUACAAAUCUCCACCACCACCAACACCCACUUACUACUACAAGUCUCCACCGC
Messenger RNA from Amborella trichopoda, 1791 nucleotides. Lineage: Eukaryota; Viridiplantae; Streptophyta; Magnoliopsida; Amborellales; Amborellaceae. The record is from RefSeq and is a predicted model, not a curated record.